Molecule: messenger RNA, 1989 nt
Organism: Cuscuta europaea
Lineage: Eukaryota; Viridiplantae; Streptophyta; Magnoliopsida; Solanales; Convolvulaceae
Source: the annotation of a GenBank genome assembly
UGUCAGCACCCUUUAACGGUAAAAUCUAAUUUGUUUUCGAUCCUCUCUCUUCUUCCGCGUCUUCAUGACUUCUCCCUCAGCCAUGACUUUGGUUGCACCCUCGGCCUUUGCUUCUGCCCACCAGGCUUCUUCUCCGGCACCAACUCCGCUUCAGUCGCGACUAACAUCCACUAUUGUAGCGCCGACUUUUCCAAUUGGCGCCACCAUGUCCCAAGUGAUGCAGCCCGCUCUAGCUUCCGUGAACGACACUUCUUCCCCCUUCACCACAUAGUUCACGGCACCAACGACGUCUUCGGUCCAGUUCUCCCUCUUCGAUAAUCUGCCGCCCCGAUUUACUUGGAUGCCGCCAACGUCAGCCCCUCCUUUGACGUUGGACCCACUGUGUUCUAUGACACUAGAGCCACCAUACCUUGUUAGUGGGCCGUACUUCGGACCUACCUUUGCGGGCUCACCUGGAGCCUCUUCAUCUGCGAUUUCUGCUUUGCCUGGACAACCUACUGCUGCCAUUUUUUCUCCCAUGGCAGCUUUGGCGCAGAGUAUUUCUCAUGUUUCUACAAACGUCACUCACAUCAUGACUACAAAGCUUCAGGCGAUAGAAGAUUAUGUUACUUGGAGGGCUCAAUUUGAGUCGUUUCUGGUGUCUCAGGGCCUUCUCGGCAUGAUUGAUGGUUCUAUUCAGGUACCUCCUCUCUAUUCCGUAGACAUGCAAAAUAGACAAAUCCUGAAUAUUCAUUUUGGUUGCACAUUGAUCAAACUAUUCGUGCCUGGUUUUUUGCUACAUUGUCUGAGGAUGUUUUAGUUGAUGUUCGAUCACGAUGUUAGACAUUCUAUUAGAAUUUGGGAUCGUUUAGAAUCCCUUUUUAUGUCGGCUAGUUUAGCCCGCUUUAUGGAAUUAAAACGUAUGUUAAAUCAUCUUAAGAAGAAAUCUGAUCGGUCUAUGGAUCACCAUUUUAGGGAAGUUAAAACUUUGACAGAAGCUCUUGCGAUGAUUAAUUGUCCAGUGACUCAUCGGGAUUUACUUCAGUCUAUUAGUAUGGGGCUAGGGCCUGACUAUGAAUCUCUCAUUACUACUGUCUCCCUAUUUCCCCAACAAUUUCCCUUUGAGACACUGAGGACACAUCUACUUGAGCAAGAACAACGGGUGUUAUAUCUUAAGCAGCAGGACUCUCUUAGCACUCAUCAAGCUUUUGGAGCAGGUGUUAAUGGUCAGAAUGCUCCACGUCCUCCAGUUUAUGCGCCCCGAGGGAGAGGGGGUCGUGGCCGCGGAAGACAGUCGCAUGAGCAGUCGUACGGUCAGCAGCCAUAUGGGCCCCAACCGUAUGGCCCUCAGUCGUAGCAUUAUCAGCCGACUCCUCCGACAGGUCCCAGCACACAUCCAGGGGGUGGUUUUGCUCCCGCUUCAUCAGGUACUGUAUUAGUUAGUUCAUCUGUGUCAAAUUUAAAUAUUAAUGUGUCUCGUGUUGGUGUUACUAAUGUUGGAUAUGCAGACUUCUCUUCAGAUGGGGGUAUUCUUGGAUCCGUCCCACCACCCAUAGUUUGUCAAAUCUGUUUCUCUUCAGAUGGGUUUAUUUUUUAUUUACUUUUUUUUAUGUCCUUCUCGCUUCAAUCAUCCUUCUGCAUCGGCCUUGCAGACGCCUCCCGGAGAUGCUAAUCAGGCCUUGUGGUACCCGGACUCCGGUGCUUCUGCUCACAUGACUAGUUCUGAAGGACAAAACCUCGGGAGCGGUGCUUCUACAAGCUACGAGUAGUGGGUCUCUUUAUCCUCUCAGUCUGCGUCAUCCUCCACUUGCUCUUUCGUCUGUGAUAGCUCCUGGUCCUGUGUGGCAUCGUAGGCCAGGUCACUGUAGUGACACUAUAUUACAGUUUCUUAAACGUCAAAAACUCUUAUGUAGUAGUUCCAAUUUUUCUCAUAGCUGUGUUGCUUGUCGUCUAGGCAAAUCUCAACGUGUACCGUUUUCUAAUGCUAGUCAUAAUUGUUGGUUACCUUUG